Molecule: messenger RNA, 3354 nt
Organism: Anastrepha obliqua
Lineage: Eukaryota; Metazoa; Arthropoda; Insecta; Diptera; Tephritidae
Exons: 1
Coding region: 1-3354 (1117 amino acids)
Biological process (GO): proteolysis
Molecular function (GO): aspartic-type endopeptidase activity
Source: RefSeq, a predicted model, not a curated record
AUGGAGCGAAAAUAUAAGCAGCUAAUGUCAAAUAAAUUGGCAAUUGUGAAUUUUUCAACAAAUACAAAGAAAACGGCGAAAAAUAAACAGACAAAAGGAUUUCUGCAAGCUCGAAAAUUAUUAUUAGAACAGUAUUGGACUAAAUUCAUAGAGAUUUAUCAACAAAUAAUUUGCGAAUGGACCCAAGAACAACAAGCUGCUGCCGAAAUUACAAUAGCUGAGGACUACGAAAUCGUCGAACGUACGUAUGCUGAGACAAUGGGGGAGCUUAAUGAUAUUUUGGAAACUUCAGAACCACAUCACGAAUCGUUGACUGAAACAUCAUUUCAAGUACAACACGUUGGCCAAGCUCUGCCUCGUAUCAAAGUGCCUUCGUUCGAUGGAAAUUUCCUCCAGUGGAUUCCGUUUAAGGAUUUAUUUAAUUCUCUCGUUAUAAGUAACACUGCGUUAACUAACACGCAGCGCUUACAAUACCUGAAAGAUAGUCUGACGGGCGAAGCUAAGAAUGCACUAGAUAAUAUUACAACGACUGAUGCUAAUUUUAAGAUCGCUUGGGAUCUACUGAAAUCAAAAUAUGAAAAUAAACGCGUUAUAAUUAAUGCACAUUUAACUGCUAUAACAAAGUUGCCUUCUGCUCAGAAGGAAUCUGCCUCCGCGCUGAGGAGUCUGCUUGACGGCGUAACAUCAUCGAUACGGGCGUUACAACAUCUUGGACGUCCCGUUGAGCAAUGGGACGAUUGGCUGAUUUUUACUAUCAUUCAUAAAUUGGAUCCCAUUACUCGAAAGGCAUGGGAGCUUUCCCUUAAAUCAAACGACAGCGUUCCGACAUUCAAGGAGCUAGAAGAGUUCCUUGCCAGCCGAACUCAGUCCCUAGAGAUAGUCCAGAGCUUCACUGAAGAUAAACCUCAUCCCUCUAGUAAAAGGGUUAACAACUUGCACGGUGUGUCUGGAUAUCAUACUACCUCAAGCCGUUGCUCUAGCUGUUCCGGUAAACACUUCAUUAUGUUCUGUGGGGACUUUCUCAAAUUGUCGCCUAAUGAACGAUACCAAUGUAUACUGAAGCGUAAGUUAUGCAUUAAUUGCCUCAGAAGCGGACAUCAACAAUCCGGUUGUACUUCUGCUCGACGGUGUUAUACCUGUAAUGCCAAACAUCACACAAUGCUUCACGAAUAUUUUGCUUCAACCACGGCUAAUAGCAGCACGAAUCCGGUGUCAUCGCAUCAUGUAAGUCAAUCAAAUCAUAAAUUUUCGAUUCCUCAAGUGAUACUUGGUACAGCAUUGGUUGAAGUGCGAUCUCAAUGUGGUCAUGUCAUUGUAUUGCGGGCUUUACUCGACAGUGGUGCAGAGGCAACAUUCAUAAGCGAAUAUGCAGUGAACUCCCUCUGCUUGCCUAAAUCAAAUGUUAAAGUGUCUAUUAAUGGUGCUAAUGGUAGUAGAGUCGCAACUGCCAAAGGACUAGUUACUUUCACACUACAUUCGCUCAAGAGUGACUUCAACAUGCCAUGCACAGCCCUAGUGCUACCUCGAGUAGGCAACAUCACUCCAACAUUGAAUAUCUCAAACAAUGAACUUCGGCAUUUUAAGGAUCUAGAUCUAGCAGAUCCUAAGCUUACUAUCCCUAAAUCCAUUGACAUAAUUCUCAACGCCGAAAAUUACGCCGCUGUGUUACUAAGCGGUAUACGUCGCAGCUCUCAUAACAAUCUGGUCGCUCAAAACACACAGCUGGGUUGGGUGGUCUUCGGAGGAUGCCAGGACCAUGCUCUAGUCACCCCGAAGAAUUCCGUCGAGUGUCACAACACUCAAAUUGAUCUCGAUCGAACUCUUCGUCGUUUCUGGGAAUUAGAGGAGCUAAAUUCGGCGACUAGCCUUACUGAAGAGGAGCGUUUCGUCGAAGAGCAUUUUCAAAACACAACAUGUCGACGGAAGGAUGGGCGUUACAUAGUACGCCUGCCUAUUAAACGUGACGUUGACUUGAAACAACUCAUCACUUCCCAAUGUGAUGCAGUUGCCCUGCAUGGAAACUUGCAAAGGCGCCUAUCUCGAGAUGCAUCUAUGCGAACUAUGUAUACAGAUUUUAUGUAUGAGUAUUUGUCACUGAAGCAUAUGCAACUCAUCACUGGUAACAUAAACUGCUUAUCACCUGUUUGUUAUCUGCCACACCAUGGGGUUUUGAAGGCUUCGAGUACAACAACGAAACUACGCGUCGUAUUUAAUGCUUCGAAGAAAUGCAGCUCGGGUAAAUCGCUAAAUGACUGUUUAUAUCCUGGUCCUAAGUUGCAGAACGACCUAACAGCGGUUGUGAUGAACUGGCGCCGAUAUCAGGUCGCUCUCACAGGCGAUAUCACUAAGAUGUAUCGGCAAAUCUUGGUUGAUGAACGAGAUGCAGAUCUGCAGCGUAUCGUAUGGAGUCCAACGAAGCAUGAACAUCCAUCGCAUUAUCGAUUAAAUACCGUUACGUAUGGCACCAGCUGUGCGCCUUACCUCGCGAUCAAAGUGCUGCACACUUUGGCAUCAGACGAGAAAUGCAAUUUCCCAGAAGCCACUCAGAUACUACGACAUGAAUUCUACGUUGAUGAUGUUUUGACAGGUGCUGACAACGUUGCCGAUGCGUGCAGACGCCGAAGCGAGCUGCAGACUUUACUUCAAGCAGGAGGGUUCACGUUAUGUAAGUGGAACUCUAAUUCAACCGAAAUUUUGCAAACAAUUAAUCCUACUCAUCUCGAAUUUAAAACUUCACAUGAAUUUCAAAUGGACGAGCAGUCCAAUACAUUGGGUCUAGUAUGGACCCCCAAAUCAGAUUGUCUGACUUUUACGUUAAAGCUUGAUUAUACUAUUACUACCUUCACGAAACGUCAAUUAUUAUCUGAUAUUGCUAAGCUAUUUGAUCCACUAGGGUUUUUAGCUCCUAUUAUAAUCCGAGGCAAGAUCUUUAUGCAGAAGCUUUGGCUUACCGGAUUAGAUUGGAAUGACACUCUACCUGACGACCUUAACGCGGAGUGGGUCACUUUUCGCAAUGAACUUAAGUUGGUGCCUCUGAUACAAAUUGCUCGUUGGAUAAAUAUAUCAAAUACAGCAUAUUCAUAUGAGCUACACGCAUUCGCAGAUGCAUCCAUACAUGCUUAUGCGGCGGUGGUUUACUUAAAGGUCGUUUCCCAUACAUCGGUGAAUAUUCACCUAAUUAUAUCCAAAACAAGAGUUGCGCCCUUGAAGAAGGUUACAAUACCACGACUCGAACUGUGUGCAGCUGUCUUAGCUGCACAAUUGUGUGAUAAGGUACGGGCUACGUUAAACUUACAUCCUAUCUACCUAUUGUUGGUCCGAUUCCACCACAACCAUAUGGUGGAUACGAUCUGA